Molecule: messenger RNA, 4435 nt
Organism: Andrographis paniculata
Lineage: Eukaryota; Viridiplantae; Streptophyta; Magnoliopsida; Lamiales; Acanthaceae
Product: kinesin-like protein KIN-14F
Exons: 18
Coding region: 649-3990 (1113 amino acids)
Biological process (GO): microtubule-based movement
Molecular function (GO): microtubule motor activity; ATP binding; microtubule binding
Source: RefSeq, a predicted model, not a curated record
UAUUAAUAUAGCAAUAAUUAUUGUUGUUAAAACGGUCAUUAAGUAAAAAGAGCAUCUACCCAUCUCAAAUGUUAAUUACAGAUCUUGGCGCCCAGUCCAACGUUCGAAAGGGUCCCACCCAUAUGCCCUCAUCGCUUGACACGUGGAUAAUGAUACCGAAUCUCCACCGUUGGUGUUCCCUUUCUCAAAUAAAUGUAAACGGUGUGGGUCCAACCCGACCCGGAAAAAGCACAGACAACGGGUAGACGGGUAGGGCCCCCUUUUCCGCCCUUUUCUCUCUGUAAAUGCAAAUGCUCUUAUUCUUCUUCUUCUUCUUCUUCAUCUUCACUGCCUUUUCUUUUAUUUCUUCUCCGUAUCUGCAUUAAUUGAACCGAUUCAGAUUUUUCAAUUUCUGGUGCUCUCUCCAACUCACGAGAAGCUCGCAUGUACAGCGGAGAUCCGUUGCUGGAGGAUGGAUUGAGAGAUUUUUUUAUUGGAUGCCUGUCGUCUGAUGCUUCUGCUUUAUCUUCUCUUUUAGUUGUCCUCGACAUUGCCGAUCGCUGAAUUCCUGAGAUCGACAGCUUGUUUGUGAUGCAAUAAUCUUCGUGUUAUGCUUAUGAAAUUUGAGCAGUCAGGCUAAGCAUAAAGAACAUCAAGCAAUUUACAACAAUGCCGCUAGAGAGCUACAGUUCCAUAUUCAAUUCUCCCAGUAAGAACUUGAGAGGCCUAAAAAGCUUGAUCUACAACAACGGUAAUGCUCCAGGGGCAGAGGAAAUAAUCAAUGACCAUGAAUUGGCUCAGAGGAAAGCUGAGGAAUCAGCGUCGAGGAGGUACCAGGCGGCGCAAUGGCUGCGGCAGAUGGACCAGGGGGCGUCGGAAGUGCUGCCGAGAGAACCGACGGAGGAGGAAUUCUGUCUGGCGCUCCGCAACGGACUCAUUCUUUGCAAUGUGCUCAACAAAGUCAAUCCUGGCGCUGUUCACAAGGUAGUGGAGAAUCCAGUGGUGGACGUGCAGGCCGCAGAAGGAGCAGCUCAGUCUGCUAUUCAGUAUUUUGAGAACAUGAGGAAUUUUCUUGUUGCUGUUGGUAAAAUGAAGCUGCUCACGUUUGAAGCCUCGGAUCUUGAAAAGGGAGGCUCAUCGGGCAAAGUGGUGGAAUGCAUUCUGUGCUUAAAAGGAUAUUAUGAAUGGAAGCAAUCAGGAGGCAUUGGUGUCUGGAGAUAUGGUGGAACAGUGAGAAUUACAUCCUUUAUGAAAGAGUCACCAUCCUCUGCAUUAAGUCUAGAGAGUGCGGAUGAGUCAAUAGAUGGUUCUGACUCAUCACAAUAUGAUCAACUGAUGGAGUUCCUCCAGUUAUCUACAGACUCACAUGAGGAUUCCAAAGCAAUCAAUGUGCUCACCUUCAUGUUUGAUCAUUUUAGUCUUGGCCUUCUUCAAUCCUGUCUCUCUGAAACCAAUGAACUUGAUGACUUUCCUUUAAGUCCAAUGGUCAUUGAUGUUGUAUUGAGGAAGGCUCUCAAUGAUUUCUCAGCAGCUCUGGUGUCUCAGGGAAAUCAGCUUAGCAUGUUAUUGAAGAAACUUCUGAGUAAUGACUCUGCCCCUCACGUGAAAUUGGAGUUUCUUGAAGCCAUAUCAAAGUACCUAAACAAAAGGGCUGGCCUUGUAUCACGGGAUAUUUCCUAUUUCUGCUUUUGUGGUGGGAAAGGUGAUGAAACACGGCAUCAAAGCUCCUUUCAAGGUGGUAUGGAAUUACUUGAUCGUCAGCAAAAACAGUUAGAGGAUUUAAAAGCUCUUUUUAGGGAAACAAAACAAGAAGUUCGUCGAGCAACACUAGGAUGGGAGAAUGAAUUCCAGUGCCUUGGGAAUAAUGUCAAAGGCCUAGAAGUGGCUGCUUCAUCAUAUCAUAAAGUUCUGGAGGAAAACCGUCUUCUUUACAAUCAAGUUCAGGACCUAAAAGGCACAAUCAGAGUUUACUGUCGAGUUAGACCAUUUCUUUCAGAACAAUGUAAUGAACAGUCUACAGUUGAUUAUAUUGGAGAAAAUGGAAAUAUCAUGAUUGUGAAUCCCCUGAAGCAGGGUAAAGAGGCAAGGAGGGUUUUCUCAUUUAAUAAGGUUUUUGGGACAAAUGUAACACAACAACAUAUAUAUGCAGAUACUCAACCAUUGGUUAGAUCUGUUCUUGAUGGCUAUAAUGUUUGUAUUUUUGCGUAUGGUCAGACUGGCUCUGGGAAGACAUACACAAUGAGUGGUCCGGAUUUGAAUACGGAGGAAACUUGGGGAGUAAAUUAUCGUGCUCUGCGUGAUCUUUUUCACAUUUCAGAGGCCAGAAUGGACACAACCCAAUAUGAGAUUGGAGUCCAAAUGAUUGAGAUAUACAAUGAACAAGUGAGAGAUUUGUUAGUAUCUGAUGGCAGCAAUAGAAGAUUAGAUAUUAGAAACAAUUCUCAGCUCAAUGGACUUAAUGUUCCCGAUGCAAGUCUGAUUCCUGUCAUAUGUACUCAAGAUGUUCUUGAGUUGAUGAGGAUUGGACAUAGAAAUCGGGCUGUUGGUGCCACAGCUUUAAAUGUGCGAAGUAGUCGAUCUCACAGUAUUUUGACAAUUCAUGUUCGAGGAAAAGAGUUAGUCUCAGGCUCAUUGUUAAAAGGUUGUCUACACUUAGUAGAUCUAGCUGGGAGUGAGAGGGUGGAUAAAUCUGAAGCUGUUGGUGAGAGAUUGAAAGAAGCUCAGCAUAUUAACAGAUCUCUGUCUGCACUGGGAGAUGUCAUAGCUGCUCUAGCACAGAAGAGUUCUCAUGUGCCUUACAGGAAUAGCAAGCUAACACAAGUGUUGCAGGAUUCUUUAGGAGGACAUGCUAAGACGCUGAUGUUUGUGCAUAUAAACCCAGAGGUCAAUGCUCUAGGAGAGACAAUUAGUACUUUAAAAUUUGCUGAGAGAGUUGCUACAAUUGACCUGGGGGCAGCAAAAUCUAAUAAAGAAGUUAGUGAAGUUAGAGAAUUUAAAGAAGAGAUCUCAAACCUUAAGCUAGCAUUGGAAAGAAAGGAAGCUGAACUGGAGCUGAUGAAAAGUCGCACGAAUAUUCGAGCAAUAUCACCACUUCGAGUUUCAAAAUUCAACGGCAAUGGUAACGUGAACCCCAGCUCCAGCAGCACCACCAGUCAGCUACAUGAUACUCAAAUUACAGAGGUAAGAAGCUGUUCCUCUGGUAAGCAAAGAAGAUCUCGGCUCCCCUCAAAAUUUGUUGACAAGGAUGUCGGGACAAAAGUACCUCUUCUAGCUGGAGAAAGAUCUGUAAGCUCUAUAAAGCAAAGAUCUCCAUCUCCUCCAAUUAGAAGAUCAAUAUCCACUGAUAGAGGUGCUGGCAUCAGACCUAGAAUAAGACCUGAUACAGUUGAAAAUCCACCCACCAUAAAAGUAUCAUUUCCAUCUGGUCUUUCAGUUAUUAGAUCUGUCCCCAAUGUGCCUUCAAUUAUACUGCCUUCAGUGAAUACACGGCUCAAUCAGGGUUCACAAGAGCCACCUCCUCCAGAUGCUUUGAACGGCGUCCAGAGGGUCACACUACGCAGAGUAAAUUCUGAACAUGAAGAUCAACUCAGGCAAGCACUGAACAACCGACAAGGUGGCACCAGAAAAGCUAAACCAGAUAAUAAAGUCAAGAUCAAGCAACAGCCAUCCAGUAAAGCUCAGAAAUCCAGUGCUCCUGAAUCCCUGCACCCUGAUGUAGGUGCGGUUAAAAUGCAUGCAGUAACUCAAAGGAUUGAUUCCUCGGAACCUGAAAACGAUCAGGGACCUUUUGGGCCACCCGCCUGUGGUCCUACUAGAUCGAAAAAGCUUCACAGAACCUACUCAAGAAACUCCCAAAAUGUUGAACCAAGAGAAGCAAUUCAAACUGAGGAUCAUCCAUCAUCGGGCCCGGAAAACAAACUUUCCAGUGGACGGGAAGCUGGGUAUCAAUAUCCAUCCGUGCCUGGUUUUGGGAGGAGUAGAUCUACGCCUCGUGGGAAAUUCAUAACUUGAAAACAUACAUACAUAAAGAAAAUGAGGAUAAUUAUUUGUACAAAGGCUUGAUUGCUCCUUGACUCCAGGUUUGUAUUGCAGCUUGCACAGAUAAAUGCUGGUGAUUUGACCAUCAACUUCAUAGUUGUUUGUUUCAUUGAUGUGGCCUGCAUGAUUCAUCAUGAUUUAUUUAUUUUGUUGGUUUAUAAUGCAAGCUGUGCAGACCACCCUUCAUGGCUGCUGGAUUCAAACUCGAGAUAUGUUUUUAUUGUAGAUGAUAAAUCCUAUCUGAAAUUUAUUAUUGGGUCACCAAGAUAUGGUAGUAAAGGACAACUCUUUUCGUUUUAUUCUGACCUUCUGCUUGUCUGAUUAUUUGUGAUUUAUUUAUGGAGAAAGGAGUAUUUGUGUGUAUAGCAUUGUUGUUUAGCUAGAAAGAAAUACAUUUUGAAUUGUAAUGGAUAUGUGA